This is a messenger RNA of Cynocephalus volans (Philippine flying lemur), 1716 nucleotides long. RefSeq names its product PR/SET domain 14 (gene PRDM14). The coding region runs from base 1 to 1716 and encodes 571 amino acids. Lineage: Eukaryota; Metazoa; Chordata; Mammalia; Dermoptera; Cynocephalidae. Gene Ontology annotation, cellular component: nucleus. The record is from RefSeq and is a predicted model, not a curated record. Gene Ontology annotation, biological process: regulation of transcription by RNA polymerase II. Gene Ontology annotation, molecular function: RNA polymerase II transcription regulatory region sequence-specific DNA binding; protein binding. The transcript has 7 exons.
AUGGCUCUACGGCCGCCAGGUGAGGCCGGGCCCCAGGACAGGCUGUGCUACCCGCCCAAGAGGCUAGAGAGCACCCCCCAACAGCUGGCCGCCUACUACCCGUCGUUCCCAGCCUAUGACCACUACAGGAGCACCCUAACCAUGACGGAGGAGGAUUUCCAACCUUUCCGGCAACUGGAGGCCGCCGUGUCUGCGACCCCGGCCAUGUCCCCCUUCGCCUUCCGGAUGGCGCCUUCCUUGGUGAGUCCGGGUCUGGCUCUACAGACGGAGCCGUUCUAUGAUCUGCCCUGGUACAGUAAGCUGCCACCGUGGUACCCGAUUCCCCACGUCCCCACGGAGGUGCCACACUUCCUGAACAGCAGUAUCGAGUACAAGGGCGCCGGCGGUGAAGAUUUGGGCCGCACUGGUGGCCGCAGCGACAGUGGCCAUUGUUGUGGACCUGAAACUUUAAUUCUGCCAACCCCUGUGGAUGCUUCCCUGUUACCUGAGGAGCCGAAGACCUCCGAGUUACCUUGCUCCCCCAGAAAGCAGUCUCAGGAUGGCUCCAAACCCCUAAACCAAGAGGGAAAGCCUCCUGAUCGUUUCCACUUCACCGAGGACGACCUGCACUUUGUUCUGUAUGGGGCCACUCCCAGCCUCGAGCACCCAGCCAGCCUGCACCAUGCAAUUUCGGGCCUCCUGGUCCCCACAGACAGCUCUGGGUCUGAUUCUCUUUCUCAAACUCCGGAUAAAAGCUCCCUUCAACUUCCAGAAGGUCUCUGCCUCAUGCAGACGAAGUUUGGUGAAGUCCCACAUUUUGGUGUGUUCUGCAGUGGCUUCAUUGCCAAAGGAGUCAGGUUUGGGCCAUUUCAAGGUAAAGUGGUCAACGCCAGUGAAAUCAAGACCUAUGGAGACAAUUCUCUGAUGUGGGAGAUCUUUGAAGAUGGUCAUUUGAGCCACUUUAUAGAUGGAAAAGGAGAUACAGGGAAUUGGAUGUCCUACGUCAACUGUGCCCGCUUCCCCAAGGAGCAGAACCUAGUUGCCGUGCAGUGUCAAGGGCAGAUAUUUUAUGAGAGCUGCAAAGAGAUCCACCAGAACCAAGAGCUCCUUGUGUGGUAUGGAGACUGCUAUGAGAAGUUUCUGGACAUUCCCGUGAGCCUUCAGGUCACAGAGCCAGGGAAGCAGCCGGCUGGGCCCUCUGAAGAGUCUGCAGAAGGUUACAGAUGUGAAAGAUGUGGAAAAGUGUUUACCUACAAAUACUACCGAGAUAAGCACCUCAAGUACACCCCCUGUGUGGACAAGGGCGAUAGGAAAUUCCCCUGUUCUCUCUGCAAGCGAUCCUUUGAGAAGCGGGACCGGCUCAGGAUCCACAUCCUUCACGUUCACGAGAAGCACCGGCCUCACAAGUGUUCUACAUGUGGGAAAUGUUUCUCUCAAUCUUCCAGCCUAAAUAAACACAUGAGAGUCCACUCUGGAGACAGACCGUACCAGUGCGUGUAUUGUACAAAGAAGUUCACUGCCUCCAGCAUUCUCCGCACACAUAUCAGGCAGCACUCCGGGGAGAAGCCCUUCAAAUGCAAGUACUGUGGUAAAUCUUUUGCAUCCCAUGCUGCCCAUGACAGUCACGUCCGCCGCUCCCACAAGGAGGACGAGGGCUACUCCUGUAGCGUCUGUGGGAAAACCCUCCCAGAUCAAGACGCGUUCUACUCCCACGUGAAGUUUCAUGAAGAUUUCUAG